AUGUGCCAAGCCGCAGCAGGGUUCAGAGCUUUGAACCCUCCAGAGAGCACUUCUCCCGUCGCACAUCCCUUCAGCACACAACAUCAGACGACAGGACCCAGUACAGCAACAAUGGUUCAAUAUCGAGGUCGCGCGGAGUUCAGCAAUCUGCUAUUGCAUGACUGGAAGUUGAUGCGCCGAGAAGAUUGCAGUCGCGAACAACUGCGCACAGAGCUGAAGUUGAAAGGGCACCACAUCUCCAAGUCCGCGGCGAAAUCGCUCUCUCACGAGCAGCUGCAAGACCGGCUUUCGCGAGUUGAUCGUGGGCUCAUGUUGUAUGGCAGAGAGUCAGAAGCUGAACUGCGAGAUCUAUGUCAGAAGCGCAACAUCCCCAGCACGAGCACCACGACCAAGCCGCAGCUCAUCAGCGCCCUCGAGAAAGCCGACGAGGACCGCACAUUCCUACGCUUCAUGGAUCUGCCACCGGAACUCCGAACUCGCAUCUAUGACUUCUACUUCGAGCCGCUUCAUCGCGUCCGCUGGGACGUAGCCCCCUACACAAUUCCGCCGCCGCCUAUCACUAUAGUCUCUAAACAACUCCGGCUCGAAUCACACCCUCUCUUCUACAACCUCUGA
Molecule: messenger RNA, 615 nt
Organism: Fulvia fulva
Lineage: Eukaryota; Fungi; Ascomycota; Dothideomycetes; Mycosphaerellales; Mycosphaerellaceae
Exons: 2
Coding region: 1-615 (204 amino acids)
Source: RefSeq, a predicted model, not a curated record